AUGCCGUCUCCUCCGCCGUCCAAAAAGCAGAAACCGUUGUCGGGUUCGACCGCCACAUCGCCCAACACAGCAUUCAAGGGGUUACCGGCGACGCCGCAGCAGGGUCAAGCGCCGAUACUGGCACCGAAACAGCCGCAUUCAAACGCUAAUGCCGGCACAUUUCCAGACCAGCAGCAGCAAGGUCUUCGACAACAACAACAACAGUCGUCUUCUUCUCCCUCAAAUCCACGCAAGCGACGAGCAUCGGCUAGUCCCAAGUUUGACACACUUCCACCCGGCACAUCGUUAGCCUCAGAUCAGUCGGCCACCACGCCCACAUCACAAUCCGUGCCAGCCUUACUCGGCGGAGAGGAUUCAAGUAAAAAACGGGGUCGGACUAAUACGCCCUGGACCGCGCAGGAAGAGCAGAGACUGAAGCAGAUGCGGGAUGCGGGUCAUAGUUGGAGCGAGAUUGCAAAGGCUUUUCCAGCUCGGACCGAAGGUAGUGUGAAGAAACACUGGUACAAGGACAUGCAUUAUGCAGAAUUUGCCGAAGACGAGUCGGUCGCUCUCCGCGAAGCCAUCAGGGAGUACGAGGCCAACAAGUGGAAAGCAAUUGGGCAGAAACUGGGAAAACCGGCAAAGGCCUGCGAACAAUAUGCGAAAGAACAUUUCAAGAACGGCUGA
Messenger RNA from Exophiala dermatitidis NIH/UT8656, 666 nucleotides. RefSeq lists its product as uncharacterized. The record is from RefSeq and is a predicted model, not a curated record. The transcript has 6 exons. NCBI's taxonomy places the organism in Eukaryota, Fungi, Ascomycota, Eurotiomycetes, Chaetothyriales, Herpotrichiellaceae. Bases 1 to 666 code for a protein of 221 amino acids.